Molecule: messenger RNA, 3731 nt
Organism: Diprion similis
Lineage: Eukaryota; Metazoa; Arthropoda; Insecta; Hymenoptera; Diprionidae
Product: serine/threonine-protein kinase OSR1
Exons: 13
Coding region: 299-2269 (656 amino acids)
Biological process (GO): protein phosphorylation
Molecular function (GO): ATP binding; protein serine/threonine kinase activity
Source: RefSeq, a predicted model, not a curated record
AGAGGAAAUUUUUAAAGAAACCAAUCGUUUCGAGUACACUUUAACGCCGAAACUGUAAACGGCUUUCGACCGCGAUUGUGCCGAACGGAAACGGAAACCACAGGAAUCAAAAGGGGCCAAUCUAUUGUGCGAGUCUAAUAGCGACAGCAUCGAUUCGACAAUUUUCUAAUUGGUAUAUCAGUGCGUCGAUUUCGAAAGUAUAUUCCUCCUUCUGGAACAGUUUAUCAUUUUAGAUUAUUAUAUUUACGCUUUUGCUUCGAUAUGGGAAAGCUAAGUUGCAGUUCAAAACUUUAUUGAUAUGGCUACUGAUUUAUUUCCGGACUUGUACCCUGUUGGAUCGGUAAAAGGAGCGUCUGAGAGAUUAGUAGCGGUUCCCUCAAUGGACUGCAGCGGCGUUAAACUUGAGAUAAAAGGAAUUUUCGGAUGUUUGAGAGGCAACAUGCGACAGCCUAAGACGGGGGCUUUGAGCGCCACGGCGCCAGUUUCUACCACCGAUGGGCAAUUAAAGUUCCAAGACACUAGAUUCUUGACAACUCUAGUACUGGGUAGAAGCAGGAAGAUAUCCCCGGACGUAUUACCAGCGUGUUCGCCGGGCAUAUUUCGACAGAAGCCGUUUCGCCUGACGACAAACCAAUGCGCGACUUUACCAAGUCUUGCGCAUACCUAUCGUAACUACUCGGCACGGGGUUCCAAACACUCGCGACUCGGCACUGCAUUAGCCCACAAAAUGGCGUCGGCGAGUUCCACUGCGGUCGUACAGGGCUGGCCCAAUACCAAAGACGACUACGACCUCAAGGAAGUUAUCGGUGUCGGUGCCACGGCUGUAGUACAUGCAGCAUUUUGCAUCCCUCGCCAAGAAAAAUGUGCAAUCAAGCGAAUAAACUUAGAAAAAUGGAACACGAGUAUGGACGAGUUGUUGAAAGAAAUCCAAGCUAUGUCUUCAUGCAAUCACGAGAACGUAGUAACUUAUUACACUUCGUUUGUGGUGAAAGAAGAGCUGUGGCUUGUUCUAAGAUUAUUGGAAGGAGGUUCCUUACUUGAUAUAAUUAAGCACAAAACACGGACUACAAAUUGCAAACAUGGAGUGUUUGACGAGCCAACAAUAGCAACGGUACUUCGAGAAGUGUUGAAAGGUCUAGAGUACUUUCAUAGUAAUGGUCAAAUUCACAGGGAUAUAAAAGCAGGUAAUAUACUGCUGGGAGAAGAUGGGACUGUUCAAAUUGCCGACUUUGGCGUAAGUGCCUGGCUUGCGACUGGGCGAGAUUUGAGCAGGCAAAAAGUUAGGCACACCUUUGUUGGAACACCAUGCUGGAUGGCACCUGAGGUCAUGGAGCAGGUGAGAGAGGAUCACGGGUAUGACUUCAAAGCGGAUAUUUGGUCACUGGGAAUUACGGCUAUUGAAAUGGCUAGUGGUACAGCGCCUUACCAUAAAUACCCACCAAUGAAAGUUCUCAUGUUGACUUUACAAAACGAUCCUCCUACCCUUGAUACAGCUGCGGAUGACAAAGAUCAAUACAAAGCAUACGGGAAAACAUUUCGAAAAAUGAUUGUAGAUUGCCUGCAAAAGGAUCCCACAAAAAGACCAACGGCAACGGAGUUGUUGAAACAUCCGUUCUUCAAAAAAGCUAAGGAUAAAAAGUACUUGCAGCAGACGUUGGUAGCCAUUGGUCCUAGUUUGGAAACUCGAGUGCAGAAAGCUUCCAAAAGACAGCCAGGAACUUCGGGUCGAUUGCACAGAACAGUGACCGGAGAAUGGGUGUGGUCAUCGGAAGAAGAAGACAGCGGUGGUUCGAGCGAUGGAGAAAGAGAAGAGGCUCUGCCAGUAAACACAAUCGACAAUGGUAGUAGUGAAGACGAAGUUGUGGAAUCUGAAGAAGAUUAUGGUAUUGUGAAACCUGCACAGAGCCACGUUGUCAUCCAAGCUGCAGAACAGAAUGUACCAAUAAAUUUGGUCCUUAGAUUACGUCGUCCAGAUGCUCAGUUCAGUUGCGAAGAAAACUCCAAAAAUCAGAAACGAGAACUGAAUGAUAUUCGAUUCGAAUUUGCUGUUGGGAUCGACUCUGCCGAAGGUAUUGCUGCUGAACUUGUUGGCGCAGGGUUGGUUGACGGCAAAGAUAUUGUUGUCAUAGCAGCAAAUCUACAAAAGCUCAUUGACAGUGCAGGUCAACUGCGGACUGUCACAUUUUCAUUGAAUUCGGGGUAUGCGGCAAACGAAGUACCAGACGAUAAAGCAUUGAUAGGCUUUGCACAGAUUUCCAUUACGGAUUAAGUGUGCGUGAAAAUAUUUUGAACCCUCAGGAUCAAGUUUGCAGUUGAUGCUUUUAAGUGAUAACGAAUAGAACAGACUCAAAUGCUGCAUUAAAUGUUGCGUUUUUAGUUUCUGCAGUCAGUAUGUUUUCGAUUCUGUAGGAACAAUAUCUUAGCGAUUAUGCGUAACGUAAAUGGGUAAUAUGUUUGACAAACAAGGUGUUAGAAGGAAUCAGUUAAAUGCCAAGUUCUAGUUGAAAUGAAGAAACACUUUAUUUUUAUAACUCUUGAAUGUCACCCAGAAAGCCAAAGUUUUGAAAGACUUGAAUGAAUAGUGGGAACUGAGUUACAUUGAAAAUUAAUCAAUGUAGUCAUUGUAGUGCCAGUUACACAUAAUCAUAAAAUAUUGUUCGUGUUAUAUUUUCCUUGUACAUAUUAGCAAUUUAAUUUCUAACAUCAGGCAUUCUGGCUCUGUGCUUCAAGCAUGAAAAGGAGAAGACUUGUUCAAAUGAAGUCUUAAUACGUUCAAUCUUCGAUAAAUCAGGUAAAUCAAUGGUUAUAUAUGUACAUUAUUUACAUAUUACACGGUUUGUUUUCGAGAGCCUGAUUCCUAUGUUGCUGCUAGAUGCAACAAUGCCAAUAUUAAUUUUAUUUACUUAUCAUUUAAUGUGGCAGGGGUUUGGUUGGGUGAUUUCACACAGAAUUACGUGAAGUCACUGAUCGUUUUUUCUGGUACAAAAUAAGAAUAACCGAAAUGUAUCUACCGUGCUUCGUAUCGUAGGACUUAGAAAGAUAAAAAGUACUAAAAACUGUUUUGUACUUAAUUGAAAACAACUAUACAUAUAUAUUUCAACGGCUUGAAAUAGCUGUAUUAUUGAUAUUCUAAAUUUUCACACGCAUCUUAACAUUUUUAAAUAUAAGAUCGAGAGUAUUGAAUUUAAUUUGUUUUCACCUAUCGUACACAUAUAAAUUAUAAAAUUAUUUGUAAAUAUUUCAAAUUUUAAUGAAUAAAUUUGAAUGAACUAAUUAAGGGUUCAUGAAUAAUGGGCGAACAUCUGAUGCUUAAACUUGAGAGUAGAUGUAAUUUGUGUGUAAGCUGUAGAUUAAAAAUCAUGUAGUAGUUUAUAUUGUUAAGUUUUAGUUGUACUUGAAAAGAGACAACACCUGCACUCAAGACUUUCUCAUAAUAUCGUACUUCUGAAUAUCUGUAAAAAAAAUGUCAUUUAGUUUAGCGUAACUAGACUUGAAAUGUGCCUUACUCUUGACACAAUAUGGCCAUCCUUAGUCGCGCUUAAAAACUCGGCUUUUCAUAGUGAUGAACAUCGGUUACGGUUAUUAACAAUCAAUUGCAACAUAUAGUGCCAAAUACGGCGUGCUACAUGUAUAGCAAUUAGCUAUAUGCGCUAUAGUAUAAUUUAUUUGUACUCACAUCGAGGAAUAUUCAGUGAGAAAUAAAACGUGUUUAAACGCAUCAUAUUGAAAAA